Molecule: messenger RNA, 1225 nt
Organism: Poeciliopsis prolifica (blackstripe livebearer)
Lineage: Eukaryota; Metazoa; Chordata; Actinopteri; Cyprinodontiformes; Poeciliidae
Exons: 4
Coding region: 152-1225 (357 amino acids)
Source: RefSeq, a predicted model, not a curated record
CUUAAAAGUGGGGCUGUUCCUUCCCUGUUUGCCUGGAAUAACUUCACUGCACCGGCAAUGAGAGAGUCUGCUUUCGAGAGGGCGAAGAAACGGCAGUUUGUCCUCUCAGAAAGCGAGCCAGGCUGAAGAUGCUAAUGCAGACCAUGACUACAUGGCACAUCCACCCGCAGGUGCACUUGAUGAAGCUCUGGAUUAUAUCAAGGAGUUGGAGGCCAGACUUCAAAAAGUGGAUUUGUCUGCCACACUUUUUAGCCGCUACUGUGCCUCUGAUGACCAGAUCCGGUUCUACACCAAAUUUCCAUCUGAAUGUGUAUUCCGGAUCUUCUGGGAGUCCAUUGCACCCUCUUCAUCAUGUCUGGUGUACUGGACCAGAGCACAGAAACUUGGAGAGGAAGCAUGUGCUGAAGCCAGCCCUGCCUGCUGCAUGCCUCUGAUUGAUGAGUUCCUGAUGCAAUUCAGGGUAGCAGUGGGCAUCAAGGAGCAGCUCAUUGCUGACAUGUUUCAAGUCAGCAUAGCUACUGUCAGCCGAGUGACCAUCACCUGGGCCAACUACCUCUUCACUGUGUUCUCUUCCAUCAACCUGUGGAUUAGUCGUGAGAAGGUAAAAGCCAGUAUGCCUCAGAAAUUUCUGAAGUUCUCUCCAAAUGUCCGUGUCAUCUUGGACUGCACAGAAGUUGCUCUGGAAGCGCCGUCAUCCCUCACCUUACAGUCUGAAACGUUCUCUGCCUACAAGAACCACACCACUCUGAAAGGGCUGAUUGGAGUUGCUCCCUGUGGGUUGGUGACAUUUAUUUCAGCGUUGUAUACAGGCUGCAUCGCCGACAAAGAAAUAAAGAAGGUCAGUGGAAUCCUUCCUCUGCUUGAGCUGGGAGAUGAAGUCAUGGCAGAUAAAGGCUUCCUCAUUCAAGACCUCCUUCAUGAAGUUGGAGCCAAACUCAUCAUUCCACCAUUUAGGCAUCCUGGUCAGUUCAGCAAGGAAGAGACAGAGGAGACCCAGACCAUUGCUCAGCUGCGGAUCAUUGUAGAGCGAGCAAUCGCUAGAGUUUGGCCUCUGGCUGUUUUUACAGCCAACUGGACACAGGCUUUCCGCAAAAACCUGUUGCAAGAGGGUAAAAGUCUACUUGGAACGUGUCCAUUUAGGGAAAAAUGGGAGAUAUCAGCUGUUGCCAGAACGGGACACUUUAAACCACGCUGCACACUGCCUCCCAAAAACCCACCACAAUAG